This is a messenger RNA of Larimichthys crocea (large yellow croaker), 7787 nucleotides long. RefSeq names its product regulatory associated protein of MTOR, complex 1 (gene rptor). Gene Ontology annotation, cellular component: cytoplasm; TORC1 complex. Bases 708 to 4784 code for a protein of 1358 amino acids. Gene Ontology annotation, molecular function: protein-macromolecule adaptor activity; protein binding. Gene Ontology annotation, biological process: cellular response to starvation; positive regulation of cell growth; regulation of autophagy. Lineage: Eukaryota; Metazoa; Chordata; Actinopteri; Sciaenidae. The transcript is spliced from 36 exons. The record is from RefSeq and is a predicted model, not a curated record.
CAUUAAGAUUAUUGCUGUUUUACCAAAAAAUGUAGAAUGAAAGUACAAAAGUUAAAGAUAUGAGUGGUUCAUUUAAAAACAACAACCUACAGUUGACUUCCAUAUUAGAGAAGGAGAACAUAACAAUAUAAUAGAUUAGUGUUUUAUUUAAAAAACAGACAUAUGUAUUUAGUUUGCUGUAAACUGGUGUGUGUGUUUAUGUUUUGCUGUGACAGGAUCAGCGGUGGUGACGUUUCAGGACAGCCUCGCCGCCCCAACAGUGCAUUCUGGGUCCAACCCAAGAUGGCUGCGCCCUUGCAGAAGUGCUGAAGAAGUGGCUCUCCUCGGGAUUGUGUGUGAUUUCCGCCAAAACCAUCGCACCGAGUCAGCUAGCGGGCUCGCUUCUUUGAAGAAGACCACCAUACGACCCCAGUCAUCGAUAAGCGUGGCCGGUGCUCCGUGUGGCUGUGGCAGACUGUCCGUGUGAAGAUGGGCCUCAUCUCCAGCCCCUUCCCAUAGCGAAGAGCCGUGGGGAGAGGAGCCGCAGAUUCCCCUGCAAGCACGCACCCGUCCAGCUCGGAUUUGACGGCUUUGACAUACUCUACAGGCUGUGGACGCUGCCCUACAAUUUUCUGACCAGGAUUGUUUGUGCGACCGUGUCUGUCAUCGUCCGCAGACGGAGAGGUUCCUCAGACCGGGCUGAUCAUCCCACCGCACCAAGGGCCCUGAUGAAAAUGGACUCAGACUUGCUUCAUUCGCCGGCUGUGGGCCUCGCGGAGGAAGAGGAGGCCGACAUGAAUGACUGGAAACUUCCCCUGGCCUUCAUGAAGAAACGUCACUCGGAGAAGAUUGAGGGCUCCAAGGCCUUAGCGCAGAGCUGGAGGAUGAAGGACAGGAUGAAGACUGUGAGUGUAGCGCUGGUGUUGUGUCUCAACGUGGGAGUGGACCCUCCCGAUGUGGUGAAGACCUCUCCCUGUGCCAGACUGGAGUGCUGGAUAGAUCCUUUGUCGAUGAGUCCUCAGAAGGCCUUGGAGACCAUCGGGGCCAACCUGCAGAAGCAAUACGAAAACUGGCAACCCAGGGCACGUUACAAGCAGAGUCUGGACCCCACCGUGGACGAGGUGAAGAAGCUGUGCACAUCGCUGAGGCGUAACGCCAAGGAGGAGCGAGUCCUCUUCCACUACAACGGCCACGGGGUGCCACGGCCCACCGUCAAUGGAGAAAUCUGGGUCUUUAAUAAGAACUACACCCAGUACAUCCCGCUGUCUAUCUAUGACCUGCAGACGUGGAUGGGGAGCCCGUCCAUUUUCGUCUACGACUGCUCCAACGCGGGAAUAAUUGUCAAGUCGUUUAAGCAGUUUGCCCUGCAGAGAGAGCAAGAGCUGGAGGUUGCGGCCAUCAAUCCCAGCCACCCGCUCGCCCAGAUGCCGCUACCGCCCUCAAUGAAGAACUGCAUCCAGCUGGCUGCCUGCGAGGCCAGCGAGCUGCUGCCCAUGAACCCCGACCUCCCGGCCGACCUCUUCACCUCCUGCCUCACCACACCGAUCAAGAUCGCCCUCCGAUGGUUUUGCAUGCAGAAGAGUGCCAAGCUGGUGCCAGGGGUGACGUUAGACCUCAUCGAGAAGAUCCCGGGAAGGCUCAAUGACAGACGCACUCCGCUUGGAGAGCUCAACUGGAUCUUCACAGCCAUCACCGACACGAUCGCCUGGAACGUGCUGCCUAGAGAUUUGUUCCAGAAGUUGUUUCGUCAGGACCUGCUGGUGGCCAGCUUGUUCCGCAAUUUCCUGUUAGCUGAGAGGAUAAUGAGGUCGUACAACUGCACACCGGUCAGCAGUCCUCGCCUGCCCCCUACAUACAUGCACGCCAUGUGGCAAGCAUGGGACCUGGCUGUGGACAUCUGCCUCUCUCAGCUGCCAACCAUCAUUGAGGAGGGCACCGCCUUCAGACACAGUCCUUUCUUCGCCGAGCAGCUGACAGCGUUUCAGGUAUGGUUGACGAUGGGCGUAGAGAACAGGAAUCCUCCUGAGCAGCUCCCGAUUGUACUGCAGGUCCUCCUCAGUCAAGUGCACCGGCUACGAGCGCUGGACCUGCUCGGACGGUUUCUGGAUCUCGGUCCCUGGGCUGUCAGUCUGGCUUUGUCUGUUGGGAUCUUCCCCUAUGUGUUAAAGCUGCUCCAGAGUUCAGCCAGAGAGCUGCGGCCACUGCUGGUUUUCAUCUGGGCUAAAAUCCUCGCUGUGGACAGUUCAUGCCAAGCUGACCUGGUGAAAGACAACGGGCACAAGUACUUCCUGUCUGUGUUGGCAGACAGCUACAUGCCGGCUGAACAUCGAACCAUGGCUGUGUUCAUACUGGCUGUUAUCGUCAACAGCUACAACACAGGACAGGAGGCCUGUCUGCAGGGCAACCUUAUAGCCAACUGCCUGGAGCAGCUGUCAGACCCCCACCCUCUGCUCCGCCAGUGGGUGGCCAUUUGCUUGGGCCGCAUCUGGCAGAACUUUGACCCAGCCCGCUGGUGCGGAGUUCGGGACAGUGCCCACGAAAAGCUCUACACCCUGCUGUCGGAUCCCAUCCCUGAGGUGAGAUGUGCAGCUGUUUUUGCUCUGGGCACGUUUGUGGGAAACUCUGCAGAGAGGACGGACCACUCCACCACCAUCGACCACAAUGUGGCCAUGAUGUUGGCCCAACUCAUCAACGACGGCAGCCCUGUGGUCCGCAAGGAGCUGGUUGUAGCACUGAGUCACCUGGUGGUCCAGUAUGAGAGCAACUUCUGUACAGUUGCCCUCCAGUUUAUAGAAGAAGAGAAGAACUACACAGUGCCGUCACCAGCCAACACCGCCGAGCCUGGUAACCUGACUCCAGUGAGAGACAGCCCUGCCAUCCCACGCCUGCGAUCAGUCAACUCCUACACCAACAUCCGAGCUGCUACCACUGCCCGCAACCUGAACAAGAGCCUGCAGAACCUCAACCUCAACGAAGAGGGUGGACCAGCGGCCUUCUCUCCUGGAAACCUGAGCACCAGCAGCAGUGCCAGCAGCACCCUGGGGAGCCCCGACAACGACGAGUACAUUCUUUCCUUCGAGACCAUCGACAAAAUGCGAAGGGUGUCCUCCUAUUCUUCCCUCAACUCCCUCAUAGGUGUGUCAUUCAACAGUGUUUACACUCAGAUCUGGAGAGUGCUGCUGCAUCUCGCCGCGGACCCCUUCCCUGAGGUGUCAGAUCUGGCCAUGAAGGUCCUUAACAGCAUAGCAUACAAGGCAACGAUGAAUGCCCGGCCUCAGCGGAUCCUGGACUCUGGAUCUCUUACCCAGUCAGCCCCAGCCAGCCCCACCAGCAAGGGCAUGCAUAUCCACCAGGCUGGUGGCUCUCCUCCCAUGCCCAGCACCAGCAGCUCCAGUUUGACCAAUGAGGUGCCCAAACCCCCAGCAAGAGAGCAGCCGGCCACACGGCCUCCCUACACACCCACAUUGGGAGGACAGGCGCCCCACUCCCACCAGUUCCCCCGCACUCGCAAGAUGUUUGACAAGGGACCGGAGCAGGCGGCUGAGGAUGGUGACGAGCCGGGCGGUCACAGGAACUACAUCAGUGCCGCCCUCCAGACGGGCCUGUGCGAUUGGAGCGCCAAGUAUUUCGCUCAGCCUGUCAUGAAGAUCCCAGAGGAGCACGACCUGGAGAGUCAGGUGAGGAUGGAACGUCAGUGGAGGUUCCUGAGAAACACCCGUGUGAGAAGACAGAGCCGAGGCAUCACACAAAGAGGUGUUUCCCGUCUGGACGAUCAAAUAUUCAUCAACCGAAACCCUGGAGUACCGUCUGUUGUGAAGUUCCACCCCUUCAACACCUGCAUCGCCGUGGCCGACAAGGACAGCAUCUGCUUCUGGGACUGGGAGAAGGGCGAGAGGCUGGACUACUUCUACAACGGAAACCCUCGUUACACUCGCAUCACGGCCAUGGAGUACCUGAAUGGACAUGACUGUUCAUUACUGCUCACUGCAACAGACGAUGGAGCGUUACGUAUCUGGAAGAACUUUGCUGAUCAGAAGAACCCGGAGAUGGUGACGGCGUGGCAGGGCCUUUCCGACAUGCUGCCCACUACCAGAGGUCAGCCCUCCACCAGCGCUCACAGUCUGGCCAGAAGGGUCUCCAUCUAUCUUGACAGGAGUAAGCAAGGAGGUGCAGGUAUGGUCGUCGACUGGGAGCAGGAGACGGGUCUACUUAUGACGUCCGGAGAUGUUCGAGUCAUCAGGAUCUGGGACACUGACAGGGAGAUGAAGGUCCAGGACAUCCCAACAGGAGCAGACAGCUGUGUGACCAGCCUUUCCUGUGACUCCCAGCGUUCACUCAUCGUCGCUGGGCUGGGUGACGGAUCCGUACGUGUAUUCGACAGGAGGAUGGGUCCGAACGAAUGUCGGGUGAUGACCUACAGGGAGCACGGAGCCUGGGUGGUCAAAGCUCAUCUACAGAAGGAGACAGACGGACAUAUUAUCAGCGUCAGUGUUAAUGGAGACGUUCGAUUCUUUGAACCUCGGACACCAGACUCCAUCAAUGUGCUGCAGACAGUAAAGGGGUUAACAGCCCUGGACAUCCACCCGCAGGCCAACUUGUUUGCAUGUGGAUCGAUGAACCAGUUCAUAGCAGUCUACAACGCUAAUGGCGAUGUGAUCAGCAACAUAAAGUACUAUGACGGCUUCAUGGGACAAAGGAUUGGGGCCAUCAGCUGUUUAGCCUUCCAUCCUUACUGGCCUCACUUGGCCGUUGGCAGCAACGACUACUACAUGUCCAUCUAUUCAGCCGAGAAGAGGCUCAGAUAACACACCAGCAUUCAUUUCCCCCCCCCCCAACAAAACCCACAAAACAACCAUAUAUGACUUCGACCCGAGCCUCACACUCCGGGAUGUAAAUAUAAUAUAUAUAUAUAUAUAUCUUAUUUAACCAGGUAGUCUCAUUGAGAUUAAAAUCUCUUUUUUAUGAGUGACCUGGCCAUGAUGUUUUUGUUGUACAUAUGCAAUUACUACCCUGAAUGUUCUAGUGAGGUGCUGACAAAAACUCAUGCACAAACGACGAUAUAUAUAUUAUUAUUAUAUUUAUUAAUUCGCAUUGUUUAGUCAUAUUCUUAUUAUGAAGCUAAUGAUUGUAGACUUGGCUGUGCUGAGGAGUGUGUAUAUUUAAAUUGCAUAUACAGUAGAGGUUCUAUUUUAAAGAAGUGGUACCCACCGAUCACUGGGACUCCUCCUCGCCACACAGCGGCAUCACUACCUGAAUGAACUGUGCCCCCAGUGAAGUGGCGCAAAGAGAGAGGGAGGGGGGGUCGCCCAGAGGACAAUACACACUGUUGAAACACAUUCACUGGUGCAGAAAACAUGGCCUCACCCUCCGCUGGACCUGGUGUGUUUAUGAAUUAAUUUUAAUGACUGUCUUGCAGCCAAAGGACACAGAGUUCUGCUGCACUGCUGGAAAGACGUUUGUAAGGAUGGACCCUGAGAUGGUGGACUAUGCUCAUUCUUGCCUGUAACGUUGACCAGGCAAAUGUGUUGAGAGAGAGAGAGAGAGAGUGUGUGUGUGUGUGUGUGUGUGUGUGUGUGUGUGUGUGUGUAAAAUGGAUUAUAGCACAGAUGUGCCCCACAGUGGGCCCCUCAUAGCCUUGGACUUCAAUGAUGCCCAAAAAAAAGAUGCCUGCUCCUAUGCUAGAACUUUACUUUUUGCUUCCCAACCCAAGCGUGCCAAACGUGACCAUAUUUUCCAUGCAGGCCCCUUUGUUGUGGCUCAAAGAGGUGUUUUUUUCUGUUGUUUUUUUUUUAAGCUUCACCUGUAAAAAGGGAAAACCUCUAUCACCCCAAUGAUAUACCCUUGUGUCUAGCACAGUGAGAGGAGGUCUGGAUUGGUAAAAGCUAAGCACCCAGUCCUACAGGGAGCGUGCAGUACCUGCCUACCUGCUCGCAAAGCAAUAAAAACCUCCCAUGAUUCAGCCUCAAGCUCCUCCUCAUCACUUCAGUUUGAAGCUGAUAGCAGCAUCACAUGCUGUUGACAGCUAAGACAGUUGUACUUGCCCAGGACCUGACCUGCAGCACCCAGAGCCCUAGCCUAGCAAUACAGACACACUAUAUUAUUUCAUAGCAGUGUAAUACUUUUUUUUAUUGUUAGAGUACCAGAUGGGUAUGUUUUCACCCCAUCUACUCACACCAGUUACAGGAAAGAUGUCAAUUAAAUUGAUUUCUCUGUGACUGUCUAAACUUUCUGCUAUCAAUACAUCCAAAUUCUUCCUAUGUGGGCUCAAAAGAUAACGAAAAAAGCUGGAAAUAUGUUAUUAACCUGUUUCAGAUGAAAUGUUUCCUAUGUCCAGUCCAUCUUUUUAUGGCUUCUGGAAAAUAUGAAUAGAAGGUUUACCCCAGGUUGCUCAUCUAAUCACAGUGAGAGGCUCUUUUCUCAUUUCCAGGCAGUCAAAACACCCUUUGAGCACAUGGCACUGUAGGUUUAGAGAACUUUUAGGUCAUGACUUAUCACACCCACUGUUUGAACCUGUUUGUAUUCUUAUUCUUAUUUUAUUUUGCUAGCUUUCCCCAUAUUUGAGUUUUAAAUUUGAUUUUAUUGCCAAAUGUGUUUGGUUUGAUUUUUUUUUUUUUUUUGGAGUUGGAGGCAUAAAGUGAGUUGCAUGUUAAUGGCACCCAUCAGAGCCGUGGCACUCUUUAACUUUGUACCUGCACAUGCUCACCGUGUCAAGUUUUAGUCAGCGUCCUAAAUCUCGCUCAGGUACUUAAUGAGUCACCUCAAACCAAGGUCGAGCAACCGCCUUGCUGGUGUCUGCAGCGUGAUGGGCUGGUGUGCUCAGUCACGUGACCUGCUGCCGUGUCACUCCAGAGAUUAUGGAAGAUGUUGACAAAUGUCAUUGUGAUGCUGUUUUGGGCUCUGAAUUUUUCUUUUUUCUUUUUUUUGUGCAGAAUUACCAUUUAUGUGCCUCUUCUCUGGGGCUGCAGCUUUGCUUAUUUAGCUUUUUUUUUUAAAAAUUCUCUUUCUGUUUUGUAAUUUUUCUGUUUUUAUUCUGCUUAGCCUCCGCGAGGUGUAGCGGAAAAAAACUGGUGACAGCUUGACCCUCACACUCACUGCUCCGGCCCCCCUUCAUUGCCAACCAACCCCGAUAGCUGCUGCCUUUUCUCUUUCCUUUCCACCUAACCCCUCAGCCUGCAUCAGUUUUCCCAAGCUUUGCUUUUCCCUGCCGGAGGAAUGACCUUGUGGACUGAAAAUGAACUGGUAACACACACACCAUACAGUCUGUAUAAGCGACUGCACUUGUAGUCACCACAUUAGUCCCCAGCAUUACCCCGUCACUGAGGUCUUUAGUGCUCUCUGCGGUUUAGCAGACCUCAACUGUUCACUGGCUCAGUUCAAACAGUGCAUUUUGGCAUUGGCACACACAGAAUCACAUUCAUCUCUAAGCAGUUUUUUUUUGUUUGUUUGUUUGUUUUUUUAUUAUUCAUUUUUGGGGCUUUUCAGCCUUUAAUAGAUAGAGAGACAAGAAAUGCAGGAGAGAGAGAUUGGGGAUGACAUGCAGCAACACCACAGGCUGGAACUAAACCCUUGCCAUCUGUGGUAAAGACAUAGCCUUGGUACAUGGGGGCACAUGCUCUACCAGCUGCCAGCGUACCCCUGCUUUGAGUUUUAAGAUUUUAGAUCUGAAGAAAAAGAAGAGACUUUAACAAAGUAGUAAGAAAGGAAAAAUGAAAACAAUCAGGUUUGUCUCUGUGACUGCAAGACUGCUUUGCUGAUUGUGGUUUUAAGACAGGAGAUGAAAUCAAUGAAAUAAACCAAAUACAACACCA